ACUCUAACACACAUGUCUGCAUGUGCUUCAGCAGCAUAUGCAUAUAGGCGGCAAGAUGGUUCACAGCUUCUGCAAAGCACAGGAAGAUUAAAAAAAAAAAAAAGCCACACACACUAACACUUCCAGCCCAGCAGAAGUACCUACGCAGAAGUACUGCACACACCACUCUGCUAGUGAUCAGUCAGAGGAGCCACAGAAGUCACAUUAAAGAUGGAAGACAUAGACGCCAUGUUUAGUGACCUGCUGGGGGAGAUGGACAUCCUAGCACAGAGCUUGCAGGCGGAAAUUGAACCGCCGGAGCCAGACUUUGAACCUCCAGGUUUGAAAGCAUUCUCCCCCUCAGUCUUCGUCUCCCUGAACAACCUAGCCGACAAUGAUCUGGAUUCCCUUAUGGCCGACCUGGUCGCCGACCUGGGCCUGGUGGAGGACGAAAUGACGGCAGAUAAAGGAAUCCUCAUCCCACCACAAGAGGGGCCACAGUUUCCUGCUCCGCCAUCUCUGGGCACCAUCAAGCCCUCAGAGUCUCUCCUUCCUGCGGCCCCCAAGCCGUCACUGCCGGAAGAGGCUGAAGCAAAGGAUAAGGCUGACAAAAUUAAGCUCGCGCUGGAGAAGCUGAAGGAAGCCAAAAUUAGAAAGCUGGUCAUUAAGGUGGUCAUGAACGAUGGCAGCUCCAAGGCGCUGAUGGUGGACGAGAAACAGACGGUCCGCGACGUGCUGGACAGCCUGCUGGAGAAAACGCACUGCCAGGCCAGCAUCGACUGGACCCUGUAUGAGACGAACCCUAUUCUGCAGAUUGAAAGAGUUUUAGAAGAUCAUGAAUUCCUGGUGGAGGGUCUGUCUGCGUGGACGCGAGACAGUGAAAACAAAAUUCUUUUUCUCGAGAGACCGGAUAAAUAUGCUGUCUUCAAAGAUCCCCAGAACUUCUAUAUUUGGAAAAAGAACAAACAACUUUUAAAAGAUGUGAACCAGAAAGAAAAAGAAGUACUCUUGACGGAAAAUUUCUGUGGGCCUUCCGUCAUUGUGCCCGACCUUGAAGGUAUCCUCUACUUAAAAGAAGACGGAAAGAAGUCUUGGAAACGGCGCUAUUUCCUUCUAAGGGCUUCUGGAAUUUACUACGUGCCAAAAGGAAAGACGAAGACAUCGUGCGACCUGGCAAGCUUCAUACAGUUUGACAAUGUGAAUGUCUAUUACGGUGUGGACUACAAAAACAAGCAUAAGGCCCCCACUGACUUCUGCUUUGUCCUCAAGCAUCCCCAGAUCCAGAAAGACUCCAACUACAUCAAGUACCUCUGCUGUGAGGACAAGCCCACAUUGGGUUUGUGGGUGACCUCCAUUCGCAUUGCAAAAUAUGGAGUAACGCUGUACGACAACCACAAGGCCGCCCUCUGUAGAACGACAUCCUCCUAUAGCAGCUGGACAAACCGGGCUGCUUCCAACCAAUCAGCACAGCCCAGAAGCCCAAACGUUGCUGUUAAAGCUAAUGGAGCAGCCCCCCAGACUGCCCCCCCGCCAAAGCCUGCCACCACACGCUUCAAUGAACCCUCAAAAAAGGGUGAUGGCAAUUGGACAGAAGUUCCGUUUUUCCCCCCCCCACCUGCCAUAGAAGAAAUCUUGCCCCCCCCACCGCCCGAUCCUCCUCUACCUCCUCCACCUUCUCCUCCUGGCCACUGUUUCAUGGACACAUACAAGCAGCUACCGCGCAGCAUGCUGCCCCCUGCAGCUUCGGAUGACCUCGACCCGCCUCCGGACUUUAUCCCGCCCCCCCCUCCAGCGCAUCUGCUGAGCUCAAUGGCAGGUGCACCCCUAGCCAGACCUGUGGCUGGCCGGGGAAGAGUGCCCCCCACACCCCCCAAAAGAACCACACCUGUCGGAGCACUGUCUACUAGUAACGGCAAUGUGAUGUAAAGGGCAGACAAAGGCCAUGCAAAGGGAAACAAGCCAGCGAUUCAAUUAAUCGGCCAUUACUGCCAGUUUACUCAUCCUCUGCCACAAUGUGACAAUUUAUGAAUCGUAGCUGCAUCACACAUGAGCAGCAAAUGAUGAUAAAUGUCAUGAAGUAUGUCUAUAUAUAAAUGCACAUACCUUUCCAUUUUAUAGACAAAUGCAAUCCAUUUGUAAUGCAUUAUAUUUAAAAUGAUUAUACAUAUAGUGUAUAUACAGUAUAGUGAUGUUUUUGUUAAGAGGAGGUAAAUUAACAAUAUAAUAGGAAUGAUGACAUUAAUAUAUCUUAGGACUUGCAAUGAGACCAUAUCGAGACUCUAUGAAUGCAAUGAGACUCUACGUUAACUUAAUUUUCAAAGUGCUGCAUUAAACUUGUAUGUGUUACUUGAAUUAUGGAAUAAAUAACUUCACAUUA
Paramormyrops kingsleyae is the source of this 2356-nucleotide messenger RNA. Its product is annotated as amyloid beta A4 precursor protein-binding family B member 1-interacting protein-like. Gene Ontology annotation, cellular component: plasma membrane; cytosol. NCBI's taxonomy places the organism in Eukaryota, Metazoa, Chordata, Actinopteri, Osteoglossiformes, Mormyridae. Gene Ontology annotation, biological process: signal transduction. The record is from RefSeq and is a predicted model, not a curated record.